Messenger RNA from Dujonia railenensis, 543 nucleotides. The record is from the annotation of a GenBank genome assembly. NCBI's taxonomy places the organism in Eukaryota, Fungi, Ascomycota, Pichiomycetes, Serinales, Debaryomycetaceae.
AUGAGUGGAAUUGCUCUCAAAUUAACGUCCCUUCUCGUAAGGACUGUUGCCAAGCCGAUAGCCACUGCUAUCAAGGGCCAAGCCAAGGAACAUGAAACGUUCCGAAACGGGUGUAUUCGAAUAGCUCAAACCAUUCAUCUGACCGAUCUUAGAUUGAGAAUGAAAUUAUUGGGUGAAGAAAAAAUUAAAAUCAGACCUCUUAAUGAUAAUAAAGCAAUAGACCAAGGAGCGACAUUUUUGUCGGAAUUUUUCAUCUUUAGUGUAGCAGGGGGCUUAAUAUUCUACGAAAGUUAUCGUUCAAGGAAGAAGGCGGCUAAUGAGAAAGAUGCCUUGGCGGACGACAUUUCCACGUUACAAGACGAAAUUGAGUAUAUCAAAUUGAAAAUGAAAGAAUAUAACUUGAAAGUAGACGACUAUAAGCCACCCGUUGGAAUGAACCCAAAGAUUAUAAAAUUCGAAAACCCACCCGUGAAUAGUGCACCUGAGACUAAUCUGGCUAAGAAACAGGAGAAAGUGCCUCCUUCUCAGCUAGAAUCUGCAUAA